Nyctereutes procyonoides (raccoon dog) is the source of this 2351-nucleotide messenger RNA. It is a transcript of the gene GALNS, whose product is annotated as galactosamine (N-acetyl)-6-sulfatase. Gene Ontology annotation, molecular function: arylsulfatase activity; N-acetylgalactosamine-6-sulfatase activity. Lineage: Eukaryota; Metazoa; Chordata; Mammalia; Carnivora; Canidae. The record is from RefSeq and is a predicted model, not a curated record. The transcript is spliced from 14 exons. The coding region runs from base 93 to 1661 and encodes 522 amino acids.
GCCCGGCCCGGCCCGGCCCCGCAGGAGAAGCCGCCGCGCGCCCGCCGGUUCCCGCCGCCUGCCAGGGCUUCGGGGCUCCGCGCGCGGUUGCUAUGGCGCCGGUGGCCGCGGCGACCAGAUGGCGGCUGCUGCUGGUGCUGAGCGCCGCGGGGCUCGGGGCUGCGGGCGCCCCCCAGCCGCCCAACAUCCUGCUCCUGCUUAUGGACGACAUGGGGUGGGGCGAUCUGGGGAUAUAUGGAGAACCUUCUAGAGAGACCCCGAAUUUGGACCGGAUGGCCGCAGAAGGGAUGCUUUUUCCAAACUUCUACUCAGCCAACCCCCUGUGCUCGCCAUCACGGGCAGCUCUGCUCACUGGACGCCUACCCAUCCGCAAUGGCUUCUACACCACCAACAGGCACGCCAGAAAUGCCUACACACCGCAGGAGAUCGUGGGUGGCAUCCCAGACCAGGAGCACGUGCUGCCUGAGCUGCUGAAGGAGGCCGGCUAUGUCAGCAAGAUUGUGGGCAAAUGGCAUCUGGGCCACAGGCCUCGGUUCCACCCCCUGAAGCAUGGAUUCGAUGAGUGGUUUGGAUCCCCCAACUGUCACUUUGGACCUUAUGACAACAGGGCCAGGCCCAACAUCCCUGUGUACAGGGACUGGGAGAUGGUCGGCAGAUAUUACGAGGAAUUUCCAAUUAACCUGAAGACUGGGGAGGCCAACCUCACCCAGGUGUACUUGCAGGAAGCCCUGGACUUCAUUAAGAGGCAGCAAGCAGCUCAGCGCCCCUUCUUUCUCUACUGGGCCAUCGAUGCCACUCAUGCACCUGUUUACGCUUCCAGACCCUUCUUGGGCACCAGCCAACGAGGGCGGUAUGGGGAUGCCGUCCGGGAGAUUGACAAUAGCGUUGGGAAAAUCCUGAGCCUCCUCCAGGACCUGAGGAUCUCUGAGAACACGUUUGUUUUCUUCACAUCGGACAAUGGCGCGGCCCUCAUUUCUGCUCCUAACCAAGGUGGUAGCAACGGCCCCUUUCUGUGCGGGAAGCAGACCACGUUUGAAGGUGGGAUGAGGGAGCCUGCGAUUGCAUGGUGGCCCGGGCGAAUCCCUGCAGGCCGGGUGAGCCACCAGCUGGGCAGCAUCAUGGACCUCUUCACCACCAGCCUGUCCCUGGCAGGCCUGGCACCGCCCAGUGACAGGGUAAUUGACGGCCUGGACCUGCUACCUGCCAUGCUGAGGGGCCAGCUGACAGACAGGCCGAUAUUCUAUUACCGUGGAGAUACACUGAUGGCAGUCACCCUUGGCCAGUACAAGGCCCACUUCUGGACCUGGACCAAUUCCUGGGAGGAGUUCAGACAGGGCAUUGAUUUCUGCCCUGGGCAGAACGUCUCAGGAGUCACCACCCACACGCAGGAGGAGCACACGAAGCUGCCCCUAAUCUUCCACCUGGGACGAGACCCUGGGGAGAGGUUCCCCCUCAGCUUUGCCAGCACUGAGUACCUGGAUGUCCUUCAAAGGGUCACCCCCGUUGUCCAGCAACACCAGAAGACCCUGGUCCCUGGACAGCCCCAACUCAAUGUGUGUGACCGGGCAGUCAUGAACUGGGCGCCCCCAGGCUGUGAAAAGUUAGGGAAGUGCCUGACGCCCCCGGAGUCCACCCCCAAGAAGUGCUCCUGGCCCCACUAGCAGUGGCUGAUACUCAGGCCAGGCCUGGGCUCUGCCCCUGGGCCCCCCAGAUCCUGCAGGGAGAAGGACUCUGGCCCAGGGCUCCCAUGCUGGAAGAGCCCCAGCUGCCCUCUGCUCUGCCCAUGCCAAAUGGACCUCAUCUGCACCCCAGCGGGACCUGCACGGCUACUGGUGCCCAAGACCUGGCCCGGAGCUUCGGAACCCUCUUGCUGGCCUGCCGACCUCUUCUGUGCUGGGUUCCAUCCCAGGACCUAGAGGGCCCGCUGUCCCCAGGCGGCCCUGCCAAAUCCUGCAUUGGCCUCUUGGCCCUAUGCAGAGGCCCCCUGCACCCCACGAUGGUGGGUUGUGACUGGGGAGGGGAUCUUGGCCACAGCCAAGGAAGGCCUCCCCGGCCCCGGGGGAACGGAGGGCACCUUGGAUUUCCCACUUUCCUAAGGAUCCGGACCCCAGGACCCCGGGGGUAAGCGGUGCCUCAGCUGCCCUGCCAACCCUCUGCCCCUGGGCUCCAGCGGGUGUGGACGCGGGUGUUUCCUGCCGACCCUCCGCGCCCCCACUCCGUACGGGGCGGGGGGUGGGGAUCUUCGUGUCUCCGCACUGAUGCCGAUGCCACAGCUGCGUCCUUGUAAUACUGGGGAGAUGACGAAGGAGGAAGUAGAAUAAAGCAUUCGAAUAAAGUAACGAGAAUUUUAA